GGCGGUGCGUCUUGUUUGAUUUAGUCUCCUAAGUAACAAUGUUGUCUAGCUAGAUCUAUUCAAGUAGAUAUGAAUAAACAAUACAACACACACAAUCACACAUUAGUCAACUAAUUAAACCAACUGAGAUCUAGAGAGAGAGAGUGUGAGAGCUUUCAUGGAGCCAAAACUCUUCUUCCGUCUGUUUCUUCUCAUCAUCACGGUUUGUUUCACCGUCUUUUUCACUUCCACUAGCUUCUCUCACGCGCCGUCAUCCACGGCAAAGCUUUUCGACUGCACAAAAUCUUCCUCUUCGCCUCUUUGCGCGUCAAGAAACUUCCUUUUCAAGCAAAAAACUCGACCCAUUGCUCAAAACGUUCCCAAAACAAAACCCAAAAACCAUGACCACGUUUCCGAUACACCAAACCACCCUCUUGACCCACUUACCGUCAUGGAGAUCAACAAAGUCCGAUCAAUCCUCUCCUCCCACGCGCUCUUCGCCUCACGUGAACCACACACGCUUAACUCCGUCGUUCUUGAAGAGCCAGACAAGAACCUAGUCCGACAAUGGGACAAAGGAGACCAACUCCCACCAAGAAAGGCUUCAGUGAUCGCAAGUGUGGGAGGUGAUUCACACGUGCUUACCGUUGACUUAUCUACAAAUCUUGUUGAUUUAGUGGAUAGUCCGGUUCGUAAAUCCGGUUACCCGAUUGUGACGACGGAGGAGAUGGACAGCGCCGCGAGUGCACCAUUCUCAAACGCAGAUUUCAACCGUACGAUUCUUUCUCGUGGAAUUAAUCUAACGGACGUGGUUUGUAUCCCAAUGUCUAGUGGCUGGUUUGGUAAUAAAGAAGACAACAAAAGGGUAACUAAAAUUCAGUGUUUCUCAUCUCAAGGCACUCCUAAUUUCUACAUGCGACCUAUCGAAGGUUUGACUCUACUUUUUGAUUUAGAUACGAAGCAAAUACUUGAGAUAACCGAUACCGGUCAAUCAAUACCCAUACCCGGUUCAACCAAUACCGAUUAUCGAUACUCCAAUUUCCCGAACCGGGACAAAACCAGACCUCUCAAUCCAAUCUCCAUUGAGCAGCCACGUGGUCCAAGCUUUGUAAUCGAGGAUAACCAUUUAGUAAAAUGGGCAAAUUGGGAGUUUCACUUAAAACCGGACCCGAGAGCCGGUCUGAUUAUAUCCCGGGUCAGAGUACAUGACCCGGAUACUGAAAAGACACGUGAAGUGAUGUACAAAGGUUUCGUGUCCGAGCUUUUUAUUCCGUACAUGGAUCCAUCGGAAGCUUGGUACUUCAAGACUUACAUGGACGCAGGAGAGUACGGGUUGGGGUUACAAACCAUGUCGCUCGAGCCGCUUAACGAUUGUCCAAGAAACGCCGUUUAUAUGGAUGGAAUAUUCGCGGCGUCUGACGGAACGCCGUUUGUGAGAGAGAAUAUGAUUUGUGUGUUUGAGAGUUACGCCGGAGAUAUUGCGUGGCGUCACACCGAGUAUCCCGUCCCCGGCACGCCGCCGUUACGGGAAGUGAGACCAAAGGUGACGCUUGUGGUACGAAUGGUAGCCUCAGUGGGUAACUACGAUUACAUCAUUGAUUAUGAGUUCCAAACUGAUGGGCUUAUGAGAGCAAAGGUUGGGCUUAGUGGAAUCUUGAUGGUAAAAGGGACAUCGUACGUGAACAAGAACCAAGUGAAGAAAGACAAAGAAGGUAAUGAAGAAGAGCUUUAUGGCAAUAUUCUGUCUGAAAAUGUAAUUGGAGUUAUUCACGACCACUACGUCACUUUUUACCUUGACCUCGACGUUGAUGGCCCGGACAAUUCCUUUCUUAAAGUGAACCUUAAGAGGCAAGAGACGGCGCUAGGUGAAUCACCUAGGAAGAGUUACAUGAAAGCGGUUAGGAACAUUGUGAAAACCGAAAAAGACGGUCAGAUCAAGCUUAGCUUGUACGAUCCAUCAGAAUACCACGUCAUUAAUUCUGGUAAAACCACUCGGGUUGGUAACCCGACGAGUUACAAGAUUGUCCCUAGAGCCACAGCAGCUAGUCUGCUUGACCAUGAUGAUCCACCACAGAAGAGAGGAGCUUUUACGAAUAACCAAAUUUGGGUUACUCCAUACAAUAAGUCCGAGCAAUGGGCUGGUGGUUUGUUCACUUACCAAAGCCAUGGUGAUGAUACUCUUGCGGUUUGGUCCGACAGGGACAGAGAUAUAGAGAAUAAGGACAUUGUGGUGUGGUACACGCUUGGGUUCCAUCACAUUCCAUGUCAAGAAGAUUUCCCAAUAAUGCCCACGGUUUCUUCAAGUUUCGAUUUGAAGCCCGCAAAUUUUUUCGAGCGCAAUCCAAUCCUUAAGGCCGCUCCAAACUUUGAAUAUGACCUUCCGGUUUGUGGAGCCAAAUCUGUUUCUGCUUGAUAAGAAUGAAGAACCAACGAAAGAAUCAUCCAAAUUUUGGAUCUUAUAGCACAACUUCAAAUAAAGUUACAAGAUAUUC
This is a messenger RNA of Arabidopsis arenosa, 2471 nucleotides long. The record is from the annotation of a GenBank genome assembly. NCBI's taxonomy places the organism in Eukaryota, Viridiplantae, Streptophyta, Magnoliopsida, Brassicales, Brassicaceae.